Molecule: messenger RNA, 1140 nt
Organism: Nestor notabilis (Kea)
Lineage: Eukaryota; Metazoa; Chordata; Aves; Psittaciformes; Psittacidae
Gene: PLEK2
Product: pleckstrin 2
Exons: 9
Coding region: 1-1068 (355 amino acids)
Biological process (GO): intracellular signal transduction; actin cytoskeleton organization
Cellular component (GO): plasma membrane
Source: RefSeq, a predicted model, not a curated record
AUGCAGGAAGCAGCUGGAGUGCUGAAGGAGGGCUUCCUCGUCAAACGGGGACACAUUGUUCGUAACUGGAAAGUGAGAUGGUUUGUUCUGCUUCAGGAUAAGCUGCUGUAUUACAAAAUUGAAGGAGGCAAGAAGGAGCCUUCUCCAAAGGGCAGGAUCCUUUUGGAUGGCUGCACUAUUACUUGUCCAUGCCUGGAAUAUGAAAACAGACCGCUACUCAUCAAGCUAAAGACAAAAACCAAUACAGACUACUUCCUUGAAUGUUGCUCCAGGGAGGAGCGAGACUCUUGGGCUUUGGACAUCACUGGAGCUAUUCAUGCUGGUCAUCCAGUACAGGUACAAGAGCUUCACAGAAUGAAGAACUCUUUCCAACUGCUAGAGAAUAUCAGCCUCCAUAACAUAGUGGUGAGAAUGUGUGACAGCAGUACUGGAAUUAAACUAACCCGCAACUUGCAACAAGGCAACAGAUACAAAGAGACUUUCACAGGUUCUGCCCUGGUGGACUGGCUCAUCUCCAAUAGCUUUGCUGUGUCACGAUUUGAGGCCAUCACCUUGGCAUCCAUGCUGAUGGAGGAGAACUUCAUCAAGCCUGUGGGAACCCGCAGCACUGAGGCCACACGCUUCAGCAACCUCUCUGAGCAGUUCCUCGAUGACUCUACCGCACUGUACAUGUUUGCUGAGAGCAGUAAGAAAAACAUCAGUUCCAAGGAAGAGCUACAAUUUAACAUCUCUGAAUUAAGCGGCACAAUUAUGAAGCAAGGGUUCUUAGUGAAACAGGGGCACAAGAGGAAAAACUGGAAGGUGAGGAGAUUUGUUUUGAGAGCUGAUCCUGCUUUUUUACACUACUAUGACCCCACUAAGGAAGAAAACAGGCCAGUAGGUGGAUUUUCUCUUCGUGGCUGUCUUGUGUCAGCUCUGGAGGAUAAUGGGGUCCCAGCAGGAGUGAAGGGCAAUGUGCAAGGCAAUCUCUUCAAAAUCAUCACCAAAAAUGACAUUCAUUAUUAUAUCCAGGCCAGCUGCAAGGCAGAGCGAGCACAGUGGAUUGAGGCAAUUAAACCACUGACAUGAGUAAGGCGGACUCCAUGCCAAAUGAUGAGUCACAUUUGUGACCAAGUUUCCUGCUCUCAUUGUCCGGGACUG